Messenger RNA from Cyprinus carpio (common carp), 542 nucleotides. RefSeq lists its product as uncharacterized. Gene Ontology annotation, molecular function: structural constituent of ribosome. Gene Ontology annotation, cellular component: ribosome; cytosolic large ribosomal subunit. Lineage: Eukaryota; Metazoa; Chordata; Actinopteri; Cypriniformes; Cyprinidae. The record is from RefSeq and is a predicted model, not a curated record. Gene Ontology annotation, biological process: cytoplasmic translational elongation.
UCACCUCGUGAUUGACGUGCUUUUCAGCCUGUCGAUUCACUCCUCGCCGGUGACGUCAUCGAGCCUGUCGUAUUUCCGGUUUUCACCACCUUUCCGCUUCCUUUCUGCCUGUACGAGCCCGCUAGUGAACACGCGAGACUCUCUCUCUCCGCCAAGAUGCGUUACGUCGCUGCUUACCUGCUCGCUGCCCUCGGAGGCAAAGAGAGCCCCAGCACAGGUGACAUCAAGAAGAUCCUGGACAGCGUCGGCAUUGAGGCUGACGACACCCGCAUGAGCAAGGUUGUGUCUGAGCUCAAUGGCAAAAAUUUGGAGGAAGUGAUUGCCCAAGGUUUCAGUAAGCUGGCCAGCGUGCCGUCCGGUGGUGCUGUAGCUGCAUCCAGCGCUGCCGCCCCAUCCGCUGCUGCUGCCGCCCCUGCAGCGGAGGAGAAGAAAGAAGAGAAGAAAGAGGAGUCUGAAGAAUCCGAAGAUGACAUGGGAUUCGGACUCUUUGACUAAUCUGUCUCCUCGGGAUUUAUUUUGUAAUAAAGUUUAUUACAAAAUGA